Molecule: messenger RNA, 1484 nt
Organism: Gymnogyps californianus (California condor)
Lineage: Eukaryota; Metazoa; Chordata; Aves; Accipitriformes; Cathartidae
Product: tubulin polyglutamylase complex subunit 2-like
Exons: 6
Biological process (GO): protein polyglutamylation
Source: RefSeq, a predicted model, not a curated record
UGCUUGGUGUCACCCACGCAAGCUGCAAACAUGCUCCUCUUUUCCUUUUAGAGACUUCUCCAGGAGUUGCUGAGGUGACGUUUGUGGAAAAGGAGCCAGCUGAACGCCACGCAAUCAUUUCAUGGGAGCAAAAAAACUCCUGCAUAUUGCCAGAGGAUUUAAAGAACUUCUAUCUGAUGACCGAUGGCUUCCAGAUAACCUGGAGUGUGAAGACCGAUGAUACCCCAAUGCCCCUGGGCUUCAUGGUGAUUAAUAGUGUCUCGAAGCUAUGUCGGCUUGGAGGUUCCUCUGUGUACACUCUGCCUAAUGCACCAACUCUCGCUGACCUGGAAGAUGACACAGACGAGGAAGGUAAUGGAGACAAACCAGAGAAGCCACACUUUGAUUCUCGUAGUCUUAUCUUUGAAUUAGACCCUUGCAAUGGGAAUGGGAAAGUUUGUCUUGUUUAUAAGCACGCUAAACCAGUUGUCUCCCCAGACACAGAGAUAUGGUUCCUGGACAGAGCUCUGUAUUGGCAUUUCCUCACCAAAACCUUCUCAGCCUACUACCGCCUGCUCAUUACCCACCUGGGUCUCCCACAGUGGCAGUAUGCCUUCACCAGCUAUGGGGUCAGCCCCCAGGCCAAGCAAUGGUUUAACAUGUAUAAACCCAUAACCAUCAACACAGCUCCCCUCUCUGAAGAAGCUGAUUCCUUUGUGAACAAGCUGGACCCCAAUAAGGUAUUUAAAAGCAAGAACAAAACUCUAGUGAUCAAAAAGAAACCACCCUCCCAGCCAGCAGGCUCUCAAAAGAGCCACACGAGCAUGACCUCCUCCAAGACAUCCUCACUAGCUGGGAAUUCUUCAAGGAAGUGAGACCCCCAGAUCUGACCCUGGACAGCAUUUGCAAUAAGCUUUGAUGUUCUCUGAUGGAGAGUCUCAGUGGUUCAGACCAAGUUCCUUGUGCAUGAAUAGAUGUGCCCAUGGAAAACACAUUGCAGCAUUUGCAUGAAAUAUAGCAGGGAGGGAUAUAGGAGGAUAUAGUUCCUGGAGACUCUGAGAAAAAACUUGAGACAUUGAUUUAAUUCCCUUCUGCUACUUGCAGCAUGUACUUUUCAGAGGGCAUGAAGAAGCCCUCGAUGUCACUGCUCUAUAGGGAAGCUGUUAUUCCUGUGCAACUACAGCACUGAAAUGAAAGCAAAUGUAAGUCACUGUUACUUUAAUAGACCCAUGCUGAAAUACAGCAUAUGAAGAUAUUUCUGCCAUCUCCUUUGAAAGAAACCUGUCCUGACCUUGCAUGCUAUGGGAGCAGGCUGGAACCCACUGAACAAAGAAAUAUCUUCCGCUUCAGACAGAAUCAAACUCCGCACUUCCCUGUGCUCCUUCCAACUUCUGCUCUGAGAUUCAUGGUACAAAGGGACCUGGGGCUUCAAUGUCUCUGCAUUGGCCUAGCUGCUUGCUCUACAGCCCAGACCACUCCUUGGCCUUUGUGCUGUAUCUUUUUGG